AUGACUACGUUAAAAAAAUUUGUUGCGAUCGCUUUGAUCCUGGCAAUAUGUCUUUUCGCUUUGCCUGACGCUAUUCCUCUCGAUUAUUCACAGGGCGACCAAUCCUACACAGUUGGAAAAGACGGCGUUGGAAACGCAAACGCUAAAACCGGAAGUAACGGUCAAUCUAUCGCCCUUGGCGGCCCCGCUACCGGCGGUAAUGCUGGUAACGGUGGUAAUGGUGGUGUCCCUUGA
Ambispora leptoticha is the source of this 234-nucleotide messenger RNA. NCBI's taxonomy places the organism in Eukaryota, Fungi, Glomeromycota, Glomeromycetes, Archaeosporales, Ambisporaceae. The record is from the annotation of a GenBank genome assembly.